Molecule: messenger RNA, 1958 nt
Organism: Rhincodon typus (whale shark)
Lineage: Eukaryota; Metazoa; Chordata; Chondrichthyes; Orectolobiformes; Rhincodontidae
Gene: endouc
Product: endonuclease, polyU-specific C
Exons: 7
Coding region: 89-964 (291 amino acids)
Molecular function (GO): RNA endonuclease activity
Source: RefSeq, a predicted model, not a curated record
UGGGAGGGCUCGUUGCCGCCCCGGCUGCCGGAUACGAUCUCGGGGCUGCGGGGAUAGUUUGUAUCAGCGGUGGAUCCGGGGUAGCAGCAUGGCAUCAGGGUUGGUAAUGAACCAGGAGCUUUCCAACAUACUAAAUGAGCUUUGGAAAGCAGACGAAAACCGACUGGUGCCUGGAAUAGACUAUCAGAUUUCUGUGCAGGGUAAAGCAGGGUAUGUCCCUGCUGGAAGUAACAAUGCAAGGGACAAUGCCCGCAGGCCACUGUUCUCCUAUGUAAAUGAGGAACGUUUACAUUCAAUUAAAACCUUUGCUGCCUUCAUUUCCCUCUUGGACAACUAUGAAAUGUCCACUGGAAUUGCUGAGGUGGUAACACCAGAAGAAAGGGCUGAAAACAAUCGUUUUCUGGAUGCAGUUCUUGGAACAAAAGUCAUGCAGUUAACGCAUCAAUACCUUGCCCGUAAAAAUCUCACAUCAGCUGAUCCACAGCAGUUCAAGCAACAUCUUUACGACAUCUGGUUUCAGCUGUAUUCCAGAGGAGGGAGAUAUGGGCGAGAUUCUUCAGGGUUUGAACAUGUGUUUGUCGGAGAGACCAAACGAGGGAGAGAGAUCAUGGGCCUGCACAACUGGGUCCAAUUCUACCUGCAGGAGAAGCGCAACCAUAUUGAUUACAAAGGCUUUGUGGCCAGGAAGGACAAGAAUAAGCCUGAUGAAGAUGAUCAUGUCUUGAACCUGCAGUUCAGCUGGAAGGAGAUGGUGAAACCAGUGGGCAGCUCAUUUAUUGGAGUGAGCCCUGAGUUUGAGGUUGCUGUCUACACCAUCUGCUUCCUCCUGUCGCAGGCCAAGGUCUCGCGGGAGCUGGUAAUGGUGGACGAAUACCAUUUGCAAAUUGUUGUGUAUCGCCACGGGAAGUACAUUGGAAGUUCCUACCCAGUGCUGCUUAGUAACAACAACAUACCCCUGGACUGAACCUCUGAUAGUCUCAGGGAACUUCAGCGUUGUUCUACAGUCUGCACAAAUUUCUGCAGAAUAUACAUCCGUCCAACAAGCAAACUGUAGUCGAUGCUCAGAUUGUUUUUUUUUUCCCUGGCUGCAUAUCCUCAAAGUCCUUGUGUUUUGUAUAAUACAUCGCUGCACAUUUUGCAGAGACUGCUCUUUUAGAAUCCUCAAUUAUUGCAUUCCCCAGUGAACACAAUGGAUUUGAUGCUGUGCAAAAGGUGACAGUCUCUGAGUUAAAAUUCGGGUUACUUUUUUUAAAAAAAUUGUUUACCAUUCAGCAUAGAAUCCAUUUCAGAAGCUGUCCUCAUAAAUCAACACAUUUCACACAAGAUCUCUAUGCAGUAGCACUAGUUUUUAAAAUUUAAUAUGAUGUUGCAGGAUUUUAGUUUCAGUUUUUGUUCUGAUGAUGCUGCAGUCCUCAAGCUUCCAAACUCUAUAAAACAGUAAAAUCAUUGUAGACUCUGUGGCGUGCCAAUAAAGCAGUGUCACCUGCCUUCCUUCUUGUUAAUUAAAUCCUGUGACAAACCACCACAUUUAAUAUCUCUUAGAAAACCUACCAAUCUCUCCAUAACCAGUGGGCUCAGAAAUGUUUGUCUUAUUUGAAGUGAAAUUGGUGCUUUUUAAUCUUCACUACACCAUGUGACCUAAUAGCUGCACAUUUUUAGAUCAAUCUGAUGUGAAACUCCUGCAUGAUUUUAAACUGGGAGGAACACUCUGUUCACUGUCCAUUCCAUCAUUGAAGCUAAACACCCACGGCCAGCAGUUUGUAUUUCUAAUUGUGGAAGAGCAUUUGUUUUCAUAGCUUGACAUUCUUUAUCUGCUUUAUUCAAUUUAGUCAUUGAUUUAAGGGUUAACCCUAUAUUAUAAUCUGUGUAUUUCUCUGCUUCAUAGCCCAUAUUAAUGGAAUUAUCUGAGCUUGUUAGAUUGAACAUUUUAUUAAACAAAAGUUAUUUGAAUUGUAAAA